AUGUCUAAUAAAGUCGAAUUGGUCACGCAGCCCGCCAAAGAGGGCGAGACGUCUGCAAGAAAUGGGGCUUUGCAAAAACUACUGAAACUCGUGGAAGCCGAGGCAGGAGAUGGUCCUGAUGUUAAAGCGGGGUCUCCAUUGUUGGAUGAAGAGGGAUUUGAGAUUCCACAAGACAAAAUUCCAUUGGACGGUCAUUUUUCCACCGACGAAAUGAAGGAGUUGGUUAAGCUCACGCAAGAGGAGGGGAUGCUUCUGGAAAAUGUGGAAGUGAAGGUUUUGGAUACCAAUAAGGUUGGAGAUAAGAUCGAGAUUGUGGAGAAAAAUGACCAAAAAGAGGAGGAUGACAAAAAGGAUGAAAAGAAGGAUGAAAAGGAUAAUAAUAACAAGAGGUCAUAA
Molecule: messenger RNA, 396 nt
Organism: Sungouiella intermedia
Lineage: Eukaryota; Fungi; Ascomycota; Pichiomycetes; Serinales; Metschnikowiaceae
Source: the annotation of a GenBank genome assembly